AUGCGGGUCCUCCGCGCGCCUCUAGCCGGCGCCUCGUGGCUGCUGCUGCUGCUGCUUCUGGGAGUGUCCGCGGACCCUACCCUCCGGGCCGCUCCCGAGUCCCACAACCAAACUUGUCACGGAGAGAGCUGCACCCCUGCCCUGACCCCUCGCCGCGCCGGCCACACUGUGGGGACGCGGAAUCCGCCCCGAGACGCUCGGGCGGCCCGCGCGCCCGCCGGGGAGAAGGAGGAGGAGCUGGUGGCGGCUGUGCGCGCGACGCCCUCGUGGGACCAGCCGGCUGCCCCGCGAGGUGACCCGGCUGCGGCGAGACGCGCGGAGGCGGCGGGGGCACCCCUCGCCCGGCCGCCUGGCGCCUGGAGGUGGAGAGGGGUCCUGGAAAGCCCUGGAGCUCUGGCCAGGGGGCACCGCACGGCCCUCCUGCCCUUCCUGCAGACCCCAGAGGAGGAAGCUCAGGGUCCCAGGGGCGCUGGCUGGUUGGGUGUGAGGACGGAGCCCGGCAGCAGCCAGCUCUUUUACAGACCCAAGAGAGCCGGGAAAUCCCAGGGCUCCCGCCGCGACCCCCCACCCAGGCCGGCCAGCGCGCCCCAGGGCCACGAAGGGCGGACCCUCGCGCCUCCUGGCCGGGCGUUGGCCCAGAAUGGGUCUUCGGGAGACUGGACCCUGGACCAAGGCGGCCCCCGCCGGGGGAACAGCACCAGCCGGCGGGUCCGACUCAAGAACCCCUUCUACCCGCUGACCCAGGAAUCAUACGGCGCCUACGCCGUCAUGUGCUUGUCGGUGGUGAUCUUUGGCACCGGCAUCAUCGGCAACCUGGCGGUGAUGUGCAUCGUGUGUCACAACUACUACAUGAGGAGCAUCUCCAAUUCCCUCCUGGCCAACCUGGCCUUCUGGGACUUUCUCAUCAUCUUCUUCUGCCUGCCGCUCGUCAUUUUCCACGAACUGACCAAGAAGUGGCUGCUGGAGGACUUCUCCUGCAAGAUCGUGCCCUACAUUGAGGUCGCCUCGCUCGGAGUCACCACCUUCACGCUGUGUGCACUGUGCAUUGACCGCUUCCGCGCGGCCACCAACGUGCAGAUGUACUACGAGAUGAUCGAGAACUGCUCCUCCACCACCGCCAAGCUGGCCGUGAUCUGGGUGGGCGCCCUGCUGCUGGCCCUGCCCGAGGUGGUUCUGCGCCAGCUGAGCCAGGACGAGCUGGGGCUGAGUGGUCGUGCGCCCGCGCAGCGCUGCGUCAUCAAGGUGUCCCCGGACCUGCCGGACACCAUCUACGUCCUGGCCCUCACCUACGACAGCGCCCGGCUCUGGUGGUACUUCGGCUGCUACUUCUGCCUGCCCACGCUCUUCACCAUCACCUGCUCGCUCGUGACCGCCAGGAAGAUCCGCAAGGCCGAGAAGGCCUGCACUCGGGGCAAUAAGCGGCAGAUCCAGCUGGAGAGCCAGAUGAACUGCACGGUCGUGGCUCUGACCAUCUUGUACGGGUUUUGCAUCAUCCCAGAGAACAUCUGCAACAUCGUCACGGCCUACAUGGCCACGGGCGUCUCGCAGCAGACGAUGGACCUCCUGAACAUCAUCAGCCAGUUCCUGCUGUUCUUCAAGUCGUGCGUCACGCCGGUCCUGCUCUUCUGUCUCUGCAAACCCUUCAGCCGCGCCUUCAUGGAGUGCUGCUGUUGCUGCUGCGAGGAGUGCAUCCAGAAGGCCUCCACGGUGACCAGUGACGACAACGACAACGAGUACACCACGGAGCUCGAGCUGUCGCCCUUCAGCACCAUCCGCAGGGAAAUGUCCACUUUCGCCUCGGUGGGGACUCACUGCUGA
Molecule: messenger RNA, 1818 nt
Organism: Elephantulus edwardii (Cape elephant shrew)
Lineage: Eukaryota; Metazoa; Chordata; Mammalia; Macroscelidea; Macroscelididae
Gene: GPR37
Product: G protein-coupled receptor 37 (endothelin receptor type B-like)
Exons: 2
Coding region: 1-1818 (605 amino acids)
Biological process (GO): adenylate cyclase-inhibiting G protein-coupled receptor signaling pathway; positive regulation of MAPK cascade
Cellular component (GO): signaling receptor complex; plasma membrane
Molecular function (GO): G protein-coupled peptide receptor activity; prosaposin receptor activity
Source: RefSeq, a predicted model, not a curated record